Molecule: messenger RNA, 372 nt
Organism: Lottia gigantea (owl limpet)
Lineage: Eukaryota; Metazoa; Mollusca; Gastropoda; Lottiidae
Exons: 1
Biological process (GO): morphogenesis of an epithelium; negative regulation of transcription by RNA polymerase II
Cellular component (GO): nucleus
Molecular function (GO): DNA-binding transcription factor activity, RNA polymerase II-specific; RNA polymerase II cis-regulatory region sequence-specific DNA binding
Source: RefSeq, a predicted model, not a curated record
AGGUUACUCAAUGAAGACGAAAAGAAGCCUUUUGUGGAGGAAGCUGAAAGACUUCGAGUUCAGCACAAAAGAGACUAUCCAGACUACAAAUAUCAACCACGUCGCCGAAAACCAUUGAAAGGACAGCAGCAAAGCAAUGACAACAAUAGCCCACUUCCUCAUGGAAAUAUGUACAAAAACAUUGGUGAAUGUUCAUCUCCAAGUGACGAUUGUUCUAGCGAAUGCUCCAGUCAACCUGGUGGUUCGAAUGGUCCACCAACACCACCAGCAACACCCAACCAACACGAGGCAUUGAACCUCAAGUGCAUUUACGAUAGAAAGGCCAGAAUGAUGAACGGUAAGAUAUGCCUUUGGCUUUUGAUAUCAUUAUAA